Messenger RNA from Drosophila bipectinata, 3500 nucleotides. RefSeq names its product protein HID1. The record is from RefSeq and is a predicted model, not a curated record. Gene Ontology annotation, cellular component: membrane; Golgi trans cisterna; Golgi medial cisterna. NCBI's taxonomy places the organism in Eukaryota, Metazoa, Arthropoda, Insecta, Diptera, Drosophilidae.
UGGAAUGCAACGGUCACACAUUAGCGAUUGGUUGACAGCUGUAACUACUACGAAUACUAGCAUUGAGGAAACCGAGCACGGGCAGGUGGAAUUGAGGGACUCAGCAAUACCAGAGGAGGUCACAAGGCAAACAAUAUGGGAAACACGGACUCCAAGUUGAACUUUCGCAAAGCGAUUGUGCAGCUGACGCAGAAGAAUCAGAAGAUCGAUCCCAGUGACGAGCAGUUCUGGGAGCAGUUCUGGCAGGGCCACCAAACGACACUGGAGGAUGUUUUCGCUUUAGUCACUUCCAAUGAGAUAAGACAGAUUCGAAACGAGAAUCCGGCAAACAUGGCCACGCUCUGCUACAAAGCGGUGGAGAAGCUCGCCCAGGCGGUGGAUAGUAGUUGCCGCACACAGGCAGAACAGCAAUGUGUGCUAAACUGCGUUCGCCUGCUGAUCCGAUGCCUGCCUUACAUAUUUGAGGACGAAAAGUGGCGCGAUUUUUUCUGGAGCAGUUUGCCGUCACAGGAAAAGACAAUGCCUUUGGCUCAGUCGCUGUUGAAUGCCACCUGCGAUCUCCUCUUCUGUCCGGAUUUUACUGUCACAGCUACCAGACGCACCGGUCCGGAAAAGGCUGAGGAGCUGGCCAACAUCGAUAGCUGCGAAUAUAUUUGGGAGGCAGGCGUGGGAUUCGCUCAGUCACCACCACACAACGCCUACAUGGAGCGUCGGCGCACUGAGCUCCUGAAGCUCCUACUGACUUGUUUCUCAGAACCUAUGUACCGUUCACCUCAGCAAUCUGAAGAGCCCAACAAAUGGAUAGCGUAUUUUACCUCGGCGGACAACCGGCAUGCCCUACCUUUGUUCACCUCGUUUCUAAAUACAGUCUGUUCGUAUGAUCCGGUGGGAUUCGGAGUGCCCUACAAUCACCUGAUUUUUGCGGAUACCACGGAGCCGUUGGUAGAGGCCUGCCUUCAACUGCUUAUCGUGACUCUUGAUCACGACAUGGUCGUGCAGCAACAACUAACCCAUGCAGGCCAAGCUUCCUACGACGAAGGAAAUUGCGGUGAUAAUUUAUUCAUAAACUAUUUGUCGCGUGUGCAUCGAGACGAGGACUUUCAUUUUGUGCUUAAGGGUAUCACGAGGCUACUAAAUAACCCUUUGGUUCAAAACUACUUGCCCAACUCGACGAAAAGGUUGCAUUGCCACCAGGAACUGUUAAUAUUGUUUUGGAAAAUUUGCGACUAUAACAAAAAGUUUCUAUAUUUUGUUCUGAAAAGCUCGGAUGUUUUGGAUAUACUAAUCCCUAUAUUGUAUCAUCUGAACUAUUCCCGAGCUGAUCAGUCUCGAGUAGGCCUCAUGCAUAUUGGAGUGUUUAUAUUACUGCUUUUGUCUGGGGAGCGCAACUUUGGUGUCCGUUUGAACAAAGCCUACUCUGCUACAGUGCCGAUGGAUAUACCCGUCUUUACCGGUACUCAUGCAGACUUACUGAUAACCGUUUUUCACAAAAUCAUUGCCACGGGGCAUCAGCGCUUGCAACCACUUUUUGACUGCCUACUCACCAUUCUAGUAAACGUUUCACCUUAUUUGAAAACCCUAUCGAUGGUAGCCAGCGUAAAGCUACUGCACCUGCUUGAGGCUUUCAGUACUCCUUGGUUUCUACUUUCGGCACCUAGCAAUCACCACUUAGUCUUCUUCUUGCUGGAGAUCUUUAACAACAUUAUACAGUACCAAUUUGAUGGGAACUCGAAUCUAGUCUACACCAUUAUACGCAAACGUCAUGUGUUCCAUGCCAUGGCGAAUCUCCCAACCGACAUGGCCGGGAUAGCCAAGUGCCUCAGUGGCCGGAAAACAGGCGGGAAGUUUAAUUUACCAAGAGUACCGCAAAGGAGGACGGCAGCAGUGUCACAGGAACUGCCUUCGGCUCACGUGACGGAGGAGUACAACGAAGAGGAUGACGAAGAGGAGGAAGAAGAAGUGGUAAAUGAGGAGGCCAAGGCUGAGGAAGACCUCGAAUCCGAAACGGAGUCCCAUGAUCGGUCUCAGACGGGUGAAAUUCAAGCGGAUGUGCUUACGGCCCAGCCAGCUGAGCCGGGAACGUUGAAAACAUCGUUACUAGACACUCCAGGGAUAGGGCAAAUGACAGAAAGGGAGCAAGCCCAUCCGAAUGACAAGCCCCAGGAUGAAGAAUCGACUGACAUUGUUCCUUAUGACCGGUCCUCAGCGUCCACGCCAACUGGUGAUCGCAAGUCACCUAUAGAACAGUCACGUUUAUCGGUGGCCCAUCGCGGAAGCAUUCGCAUGGUGCCCGGCGAAGGAGACAGGUGGGCACCCACACCCGAAUGGAUCGUUUCGUGGCGCUCGAAGCUACCUUUGCAGACGAUUAUGCGACUUCUCCAAGUGCUAGUGCCCCAGGUGGAGAAAAUCUGCAUCGACAAGGGCUUAACCGACGAGUCGGAGAUUCUCAAGUUUCUGCAGCACGGCACCCUGGUCGGGUUAUUACCCGUUCCGCAUCCGAUUCUAAUCCGGAAGUACCAGGCCAAUGCGGGGACCACGGCCUGGUUCCGGACCUACAUCUGGGGGGUGAUCUAUCUGCGCAAUGUUGAGCCGGCCAUCUGGUAUGACACGGAGGUUAAGCUCUUUGAGAUUCAACGUGUCUAGGUCAGUAAUCUGCAAAACGCAAAUCUUAAAAAUCAAUAGCAGUGACACCGUAGCUCACACGCUUUGGCAUUUAUUGUAGUUAAUUUAUUUAGUGCAUAUUUCAUUCCAAAAUUCUUUGAGAAAAUGAACAAUUCCAUUUACUAAAUUUCGGCUAAAUCGGAUGUCACAUGUUUUACGGUUCUGUGGAAAAAAAGAGGCUUAUCAGUGUAACGACAUAGCGUGAGUUCUUUUUAACUGAUUUGUUAUCGUCUUUUAACAUUUCCCUAUUUUUUUCUAAUUUAUUAAUUUAUUGAGGUUUUAAAGUGUAUUGAGUUGGUAAUUUAGUUUUAAACUAAACUAUUUAUCGGUUAUUAUUUAUUUUGGUCAUCUGUGACAAAAUGUUCCUUGUGCCGUAUUAUUAAUGCUGCUUUGCUUUAUUUAUGUAUUAUUUUAAUUACAAUUUGAGCUCUGUUUUAUUAAGUUACAUCUAAGCCAUUCCCUGCUGCAACCGUAUAUUGUUGUGCAUAAGAUUCUGAUAAUGCGAACCUUCGAAAUAACUUUAAAUUCUUACCUUCCAUACGUCCAUACAUAUAUCCAUUUUGUCUCUUCGUUUUGAACUCAAAAAUACAUACGUUAAUAAUUUCGUUGAAACCAAAAACAGCUUUACUUGCUAUUGUAUGUAAUAGAAAACUUUAGUUGAUUGGAUCUGCUUUUAAAUUAGAGGAAACAGUGUAAUAUUUUAUUGUCUGUGUGCUUACCAUUUGUAAAACUAUAAAAAAAAGUAUAAACAAAAUGCCAAUUAACCAAAAUGGCAAAUAUACAAGUCAGUUGAUACAAAUCUAUAAAAUCUACGAAAUAAAUAAGAAACUAAAAAGGUA